This is a messenger RNA of Spinacia oleracea (spinach), 1314 nucleotides long. Its product is annotated as E3 ubiquitin-protein ligase PUB24-like. The record is from RefSeq and is a predicted model, not a curated record. Lineage: Eukaryota; Viridiplantae; Streptophyta; Magnoliopsida; Caryophyllales; Amaranthaceae. Gene Ontology annotation, molecular function: ubiquitin protein ligase activity. Gene Ontology annotation, biological process: protein ubiquitination.
AUGGAAAACCACGACGAAGUCGAGGUGCCCCAAUAUUUUGUUUGCCCCAUUUCCCUCCAAAUCAUGCUAGACCCCGUCACCGCCGCCACCGGCAUCACGUACGAUCGAUCUAGUAUCGAGCGGUGGCUAAAGGCGGCUGUGAAUCAUGAACCCGUAUGUCCCGUGACAAAACAGGCUCUUCCUAGCCAACAUCUGACCCCUAACCACACCCCACGGCGGCUCAUCCAAGGUUGGUGCGUUGCCAAUGCUAGCCAUGGUGUGGAACGAAUCCCCACCCCUAAAGCUGUCCUUUGUCGGGCCCACAUCAUGAAGAUCCUUCGUGGGCUUAGUAUACCUCACCUGCAGUCCGCCUCACUUGAUCAGCUCCUUUCAUUGAUUGAUCAUGCCAAGGAUGAAGAUAGGAAUCUCAUGGCGGAAUGUGGGGUCGUCAAAGCUAUGGUUGCGUUGAUUAUCAAAUGUUUUAAGGAAAGGAAGACCACAUUUCUUGAGGAAGCCUUAAGGAUUAUUACGACUAUUUGGAUUCCGGCUAACGUGUCUUCUGAGGUGAGAGCCAUUGUAGCAGACAAUAUUGAACUAAUUGAUGCCAUCACAUGGGUCCUCCUACUAGACCAGGAUGAUAGUCGAAAGGUCAAACUAAUUAAGGAGUUGGUUAAGGUUGCGGGCUCCAGCCUCGUCGAGAGGUUCAAGCCUGACUUCUUCAAGGGAGUUGUGGGUAUCUUAUUAGAUUAUCAUCACAAUAAUAAUAAUAAUAAUAAUAAUAAUAAUAAUAAUAAUAAUAAUAAUGAAAACAUCAAUGUGGGCCCUGUAAAGGCAGCCCUCCGAGUUUUACUGGAGGUGUGUAAACAUGGGCGGAACAGGCAUAGAAUCAUUGAUGCCAACACCAUUUUCCACCUAAUUGAGCUUGAAUUAGAGUUGGGCCUGGCCCAACCCGACAAGAUUAAAAAAGUGAGCGAGCUAGUGUUUUGCCUCUUAGCCCAAUUAUGCUCCUGUGCGGACGGGAGAGCCCAGUUCCUAGCCCAUUCAGGGGGUAUAGCAGUGGUAUCAAAGAGGAUAUUGCGGGUGUCAGCGGUGGUGGAUGACCGGGCGGUUCAUAUUUUCGGGCUAAUAUCGAAAUUCUCGGGCACAAAAGAAGUGUUGCAUGAGAUGUUAAAGGUGGGUGCAGUAUCAAAGUUGUGCAUGGUGUUGCAGGCAGAUAGUGCAAAAUAUUUGAAAGAUAAAGUGAGGGAAAUACUAAGGAUGCAUUCCCAUGUUUGGAACAACUCACCUUGUGUUCAGGUUUACCUUUUAACAAGGUAUCCUAUGUUGCAAUUUUGA